GUUAGGGCAGGCCCGCCUUUGAUAAGAACCAUAAAACCAUAAAAGUUUAAACAGAAGAUAAACUGGUGUUAUGUACUCUCUGAGCAUCAGGCAAGACCCGAACCCUCAAACUAAAUAAUAUUUUAAUAUAAGGAUAAGAUACUGUACAGCUGAAAUGCUUUAACCGUGUGAAUAGGAGGAAGGUGAGAAAAUGGCGCAAAGCUCAAGCGGAGCACAGACAGUUGAUGUUUAUUCACACAAAUCACCGUCAGAUGAACCCAAAUCAGAUCUUCGUCUCGUUUUGCUGGGUGGAGAUUGUGCUUAUAACAAUUACGCAGCUGACAUUAUACUCAGGUCUGAUAAUAGGAAGGAAACAAGCAAUCCUAAAAAAGGCAACAUUAGAGAGGGGACUGUUGAUGGAAGACAGGUCUCUGUAUAUGUGGCUCCUUCCUACUGGAUGAACCACUUGGCCUCAUAUUGGAUUUUCUCGAAUGGAGUCGAGUCCAUCAGAGAUGAGAUUCAAAACUGUACAUUAGUAACAUUUCCUGGCCCUCACGCCUUCCUGCUAGUGAUGCGAGCUGGACACACUACAUGGAAAGAACAUCAUCUUUUAAAAGCAAUAACCUACAUGUUUGGAGCUGAGGCUUUACAGUACACAAUGGUAUUAUUUGUUUAUGGAGAAGAAUGGGAAAAUCCAAGAGAUGCACUGAAAAACCGCUGUGUGAAGAUGUGUGGAACAAGGUUCUACUUUUUGGAGAACAGUGAUGAAAGUGUCAAAGAGUUUUUCAGAAGAAUUGAUGCAGUGACACAGAAGAAGAAAAAAAGCAGAUUUUUUAUUCAGAACUUCUAUGAAAAUAUCAUGAAAAUGUAUUUUGAACCUUGGGAAAGGGCUCAGGAAAAUAACCGAAAAAGAGAACUGGAAGAACUGAAGACAGAGCAACGUCUGAGGGAGGACGUGCUAAAGACAAAACUUGAUACACUUAGACAAACUGAGAGCGAUUUGAGGAAGGAGCUGGAAGUAUCCAGACAUCACAAGAGUGUGUUACAGAAGGAUUUGGACACAGCUAGGCAAAGUGAGAAACAAUUAAGAAUGAAGCUGGAUGAAUUACAAGGCAGUGAAGCAGAACACUUGAAAGGUGUACGGCGCAACAGCAAAGACUUUGAACAACCAGUCAUGCCAGAAAACAAGAACAAGCCUCUAGAUGACCUCUAGAUGACCUUUAGAUGACCUGAAAAAAAUUUAGUGUAGUGACCAUUCAUUCAAUCGACACCCGAUUGCAUGAGCAACCUCCAAGUCUCCAAGUGGGAUCGCAGUGGAUCUUCAGUCCCAACACAUCUCUCUCUGCCACCACGGUCGUGUGGUCGCCAGAGCACCAGGGCCCGCCACUCUCCACCGUUUGAGGAAACCGAGGUUCUCUGUCCAUUCGCAAAACCUCACAGUCAACUUCCCCAACCCAGUGUGUAACUGACACCAUUUCUCAGCUGGGAGCACCUGUUAUAAAAUAGUUAUUGUCUUUCUUAUGUACCCAGAUCAUUUAGGAUCUCAGGAUACUGUGUAAUAUGUAGAUACUUUUGUCUUGUGUUUUGUUUUCAUAAUCUACUAACCUCCAAAACAGGUUUUUUUUAGGCUGAUGGUACGCUUAAUCCAUGACCUAAACUAGCAUAAGUAUAUCAUAAAUGCCAGAAAUGUAAAUACAGAUGCUGGAGAUCGAUCGGUUUACUGACAAUCACAGUUGUAGUCCAUGAAUGGGAUCCAAAUACAGACAAAAUCAGAAAACCUGAGAAAACUGUUCUACAUGGAUUAGAAACAAAGACCAGGCUUGUAAACACACAUACAAUACAUAUAGGCCCUAUAUACUAAUAAGUAGAGUGAGUAAUGACCAUAUAGUCAUUUUGUAUCUGAAUAUCUUGUUCACACAGGAAAUCCCACCAUGCACUGCAAUAAGUUAUUGUACAAGCAUCUCUUGUUGGGACACUAUGCUGUUAAUAGGAAAUAUGGCAACAUUUUGGUCACAGUGAAUGAACCAAUGAAGAGAUAUAAAUACACAGUAUAAUAUAACAAAAGUGAACUCUGGUUAGAGACACAAAACGUUUAAAAUUGUGUCCAAACAUGAAACAGAAGAACAUUGAGGGCAAAGUCUACAAGCCAGCAGAUUAAAUGACGAGUACCAGAGAUCAGCGUGAGAGCAGCAAGAGCAAGAGUGUUGUAUUAUUUCAGAUUUUGGGUUAUGGGAGUUUAAUACAAAGAUGGUUUGUAUUAGUUUCUGCUAAGCCUAUGAAUAGAGGUGCAAUAUUUUUUUUUCAAAUAAAAGAUCUUUUAAAGAUUGAAAAAGGUGAAUAAAGCUGUUCAAUACAAAAAGAAGAAGAUUCAUCCAUGUAAUUUUUUUUAUCCAAUGCCUUUA
This is a messenger RNA of Pangasianodon hypophthalmus (striped catfish), 2381 nucleotides long. RefSeq names its product GTPase IMAP family member 2-like. NCBI's taxonomy places the organism in Eukaryota, Metazoa, Chordata, Actinopteri, Siluriformes, Pangasiidae. The coding region runs from base 191 to 1192 and encodes 333 amino acids. The record is from RefSeq and is a predicted model, not a curated record. Gene Ontology annotation, molecular function: GTP binding. The transcript is spliced from 4 exons.